Ailuropoda melanoleuca (giant panda) is the source of this 2184-nucleotide messenger RNA. RefSeq names its product OTU deubiquitinase 1 (gene OTUD1). The transcript is spliced from 2 exons. NCBI's taxonomy places the organism in Eukaryota, Metazoa, Chordata, Mammalia, Carnivora, Ursidae. Gene Ontology annotation, molecular function: cysteine-type deubiquitinase activity. The coding region runs from base 1 to 948 and encodes 315 amino acids. The record is from RefSeq and is a predicted model, not a curated record. Gene Ontology annotation, biological process: protein K63-linked deubiquitination.
AUGGCGCAGCGCCGAAACCCGCGGCUGAAGAGUGGGGAGCGCCCGGCGGCCUCCGCCUCCUCACCCGCAGCUGCCAGGAACGCUUUGCCCGCGCAAGCCGCCGCACCGCAGCGCUCUCCCCACCGAGGCCCCGCGCCGCCCCCGGGGAGCCCGGAGCCCAGCCCCGGGCGGUGGGGCGAGGAGCACCCGGCGGAGAGGAGCCUCCGGGGCUGGGAGAGGCCGGGCGACCGCAGCGACCCUCCCGGAGCGGACGAGGCACGGCGGCCCGACCCAGAGGCGGAGGCGCCUCCGGCGCGGAGCGGCGAGGCGGCUCCGAGCGGCGCGGCCGACGCGGUGAUCGUCUCCAGGUCGGAUCCCAGAGACGAGAAACUGGCCCUGUACCUGGCGGAGGUGGAGAGGCAGGACAAGUACCUGCGACAGAGGAAUAAGUACCGAUUUCACAUCAUUCCCGACGGCAACUGCCUCUACCGAGCGGUCAGCAAAACAGUGUACGGAGACCAGAGCCUGCACCGGGAGCUGAGGGAACAGACGGUGCAUUACAUCGCCGAUCAUCUCGACCACUUUAGCCCCCUGAUUGAGGGCGACGUGGGGGAGUUCAUCAUCGCUGCUGCUCAAGACGGGGCGUGGGCCGGGUACCCGGAAUUGCUGGCCAUGGGGCAGAUGUUGAAUGUGAAUAUACAUUUAACUACUGGAGGGAGGUUGGAGAGCCCCACGGUGUCUACCAUGAUUCACUAUUUGGGCCCAGAGGAUUCCCUAAGGCCUAGUAUUUGGCUCAGUUGGCUCAGUAAUGGACAUUAUGAUGCGGUGUUUGAUCACUCCUAUCCCAACCCAGAGUAUGACAAUUGGUGCAAACAGACUCAAGUGCAAAGAAAACGCGAUGAAGAACUUGCCAAAUCCAUGGCCAUAUCCCUGUCCAAAAUGUAUAUUGAACAAAAUGCAUGCUCAUGAAGUAUCUGAAAACCUGCACCCUGGGAGAAUUGCAUACAUAAUUGUGUUGGGAGAAUUAUGAACUGUAAUCAGGGUAAUAGCACUUUUAAACUUCCUAGUAGAUUUACCGUAGGUGUAAUGCCUUAAUCAUUUUUUUGAAUGUUUUCUCCUCAGAGCUGAAGGUUGCUGGGCACCUAAAUGAUGUUUCAUGAUGGCUUUGGGUGAUCCUACUGCUAUUUAUAAUUUGCUGUAUAAAGUUGGCACUUCUUCAUUUGCAAGCUAGUUUCUCACGGUGUAAAUUUGUUCAUUCCUGGUAAUCUGUUUUCUAUAAAAAUGUAUUUUUGCACAUUUUUAAAAAUUGGUGUACCUUCAUCUAUGAUGUGUUCCAUUUUGACAAACAGCUUUCCGGCAUAAAUCCAGAGAAGUGCUUUAUAUGAAGUUUAUUACUUUGAACAGAGUUUGUGAUUUAGUAGUUAUUUUAUGUUGUUCAAUUUGAAUUUUAUGAUUCUUAGAUAAUUAUUUCAAAUGGCUAUUGAUGCAUUUGUGUUACCAGAUGAUUGGCCCAUUCCAUUUUAAUGAAAAACAGAUUUGUUUUGGAAAUCAUUAUUUUUCUAGAAAUGGUCAACCUUUUAAAGAGAUAUUUCUCUUAAGGGAAGGUUGGGGGAAGAAUUUUCUUUAAGGGAUAGUAGCAGUCUUACUUGAAUGAAAGUCUGAUAUUUGCUGAUGGCAGAGUGAUGACUAAUCUGUACUUCGGUUGGCCUUUAGAGUAGAUUGUCUGGUGCUCUGAAUUGUUUUUAUUUAUAUUUGUCGUUUUGUUAUAAAAGCAUUUUAACUUGUGACAAGAUAAGCCUCCUGCUUUAUCAUAGCUUCUUGGAUUCAACGUAGAGAUUUAAAAAACUACUAGCAUAAAUGCCUCAAAUCAACCUUGGCCGUUGUUUUAUAGCAGGAGAAUACUGUCUUAAUAUUUUAUUCCUUUUAAAUUCUUUCAAAAGGCAAACUAGGAUUGCCCUGUAUUAUGUACAAAUAAAAAUGUCUGUAAACAGAUCUUGUAUGGUUUGCUGGGUCAAACAAUGUUCUCAACCUAAAAUCUAUCUCAUUUCCACUUUAACUACUUCUAGUCAUAUUUAUUAAGUACUGCAGUUUGUACUUUUUUUAUUUUGUAACAUUUUGUGAUUUUUUUGUACAAUACUGUAUUUGUACAAUAGAGCGAUUCUCAGCUGAUGGAAUGAAUGAAUAAAAUGCAUAAUUUUACUUUUA